Messenger RNA from Prunus mume (Japanese apricot), 1324 nucleotides. RefSeq names its product COBRA-like protein 4. The record is from RefSeq and is a predicted model, not a curated record. Lineage: Eukaryota; Viridiplantae; Streptophyta; Magnoliopsida; Rosales; Rosaceae. Gene Ontology annotation, biological process: cellulose microfibril organization; plant-type cell wall cellulose biosynthetic process. Gene Ontology annotation, cellular component: plasma membrane.
CGGUAAUUAGGCUUUUGAACCAGAGAUGAGAUUCUUUGUCUCAGCUCUCUUCUUUCUUGUCAUCUUUUCAUAUGCAGAUGCAUUUGAUCCCUUGGAUCCAAAUGGAAACAUAACAAUAAAAUGGGAUAUCAUGUCUUGGACACCAGAUGGCUAUGUGGCAGUUGUGACUCUGAACAACUUUCAAAUGUAUCGGCACAUCAUGAGCCCGGGGUGGACUUUAGGAUGGACAUGGGCUAGAAGAGAAGUGAUAUGGUCUGCGGUGGGAGCUCAAGCCACGGAGCAAGGUGACUGCUCUAGGUUCAAAGGGAACAUACCUCAUUGCUGCAAGAGAAACCCCACAUUUGUGGACUUGCUUCCUAGUGUUCCUUACAACCAGCAAUUCACAAAUUGUUGCAAAGGUGGAGUGCUAGGUGCAUGGGGCCAAGACCCCUCAGCUGCUGUCUCCGCCUUCCAGCUCAGUGUUGGAUCAGCUGGCACUUCAAACAGGACAGUGAAGCUUCCCAGGAACUUCACUUUGCUAGGCCCAGGACCAGGACACACCUGUGGCAGGGCAAGAGUUGUGCCUCCCACAAUUUUCUUGACACCUGAUCGACGCCGAAAGACUCAGGCGUUGAUGACCUGGAAUGUGACCUGCACUUACUCACAAAUUCUGGCCAGAAAAUACCCAAGCUGUUGUGUAUCUCUCUCAUCUUUCUACAAUGACACAGUUGUUCCUUGUCCACCCUGUACUUGUGGUUGCCAAACCAAGGACAAUUGUGUCAAAAGUGACUCCAAAAUUCUGAGCAUGGUUGGAGUUAACACUCCGAAGAAAGACAAUAAGCCGCUGCUGCAGUGCACAAGGCACAUGUGCCCGGUUAGAGUGCACUGGCAUGUGCAGCGUAACUAUAAGGAUUAUUGGCGAGUGAAGGUUUCGAUCACAAACUUCAACUAUCGGAUGAACUACACGCUUUGGACUCUGGUUGUUCAGCAUCCUAAUCUCAACAAUGUCACACAAGUGUUCAGCUUUGAUUACAAGCCUCUUGUUCCUUACGAGUCUAUAAAUGACACUGGUAUGUUCUAUGGCUUGAAAUUCUUCAACGACCAAUUAAUGGAAGCCGGGCCAUUUGGGAAUGUUCAGUCGGAGAUGCUGCUUCGAAAGGACAAGAACACAUUCACUUUGAAAGAAGGGUGGGCAUUUCCUCACAAAGUCUACUUCAAUGGUGAUGAGUGCCAGUUGCCCCCUCCUGAUGCCUACCCCUUUCUGCCCAACUCUGCCUAUCAAAAUCUACUUUCCUUCUCAACAUUCAUUUCAUCAUUCAUUUUCUUCUUGAUAGCCAUUUGGUGA